Messenger RNA from Gaeumannomyces tritici R3-111a-1, 2576 nucleotides. Its product is annotated as fatty acid transporter. NCBI's taxonomy places the organism in Eukaryota, Fungi, Ascomycota, Sordariomycetes, Magnaporthales, Magnaporthaceae. Gene Ontology annotation, molecular function: long-chain fatty acid-CoA ligase activity; long-chain fatty acid transmembrane transporter activity. The record is from RefSeq and is a predicted model, not a curated record. The coding region runs from base 474 to 2354 and encodes 626 amino acids. The transcript is spliced from 4 exons.
CGGGAGAUUGAAUGGCCAGUGGAUUUGCCGAUUCAAUGCCCAUUGAGGAAUUCUCCCCAUAUUGCCAUACCCCAGCCAACCUCGACAUGCCGACACCUUUACCCGACCCCAGGGGCCAGGGGCGGCAGCUCGGGUAAGUCAGGGCCCCGCCUGCCGCGCAUGUCGCAUUGGUCCCCUUUUGGCCUCGCCAACCUCUUGGGCCAGGGGAGAGACGAGGAGGAGGCUCUUUAUAGAGUUCGGACGACGCGCCUUUAAUACAAGCAAGGCUUUCUCUCUGCUUGCGUGUCUUGAUAGCUGUACAUUGCCGGUGCAUCUUCACUUCUCUAGCCGUCUACUGUUGUACGAAUUGUAAUCCAUUGUAAGGCAGAGAAGCAAGCCUCGGGCGACUCCACCAGGCGCUUCCAUCGUCACCGUGUCGUGUCUGUACGUCGCAGAACAAAACAAGCCACGUGCCGACACUCCCUACCAACGCGAUGGCUCUCAAUGCUGCGGCUGUCGCGGGCGCCGCCGCAACUACGGCUGGCCUCGCCUAUUUGGACGCCAAGUUCAACAUCCGCAAGGACCUCCGCGUCAUACUCGGUCGUCGGAGGCAGGUUAAAUACCUCGAGCAGGCCCUCAAGGCGGACCGACUUUCUCCCUACUACCUGAUCGAGGAGGUUGUCAGACAGAAGCCCGAUGACGAGGCUAUUUGGUCCCGGGCGGGCUGCUACACGUGGAAGGCAUUCUAUGACCGCGUCAACCAGUUCGCCCAGUGGUUCCUGGCGCAGGGCGUCAAGCAGCAGGACCUGGUGGCCAUCUUCAUGGGCAACUCGCCCGAGUUCGUCAUGGUCUGGGCGGCUCUCACCUCGAUCGGCGCGGCGCCGGCCAUGAUCAACCACAAUCUGGCGUCCAAGCCGCUGGUGCACUGCCUCAAGCUCAGCACUGCCAAGCUGAUGGUGCUGGACGUCCCGCCGGCCACGGAGAAGAACAUGACGGACAUCCAGCCCGAGCUGGACGACAUGGGGAUGCGCAUCGUGAGGCUGGACGACGUGCGGGCCGAGAUCUUCGCCACGGAGCCCAUCAGGCCCGGCGACGAGCACCGGGCCGGUGUCAAGCCCAGCUGGCCGUUUGGGCUGUUCUACACGAGCGGCACGACGGGCCUGCCCAAGGCCUGCGUGUUCCCCAUGGCGGCCGCCUUCUCCAACGGGGUCGCGUCCAUGGCGGGCACCAACCACGUGGACCGGCCGGGCGAGCGCUACUACGACUGCAUGCCCUACUACCACGGCACGGGCGGCAUCAGCAUGAUGACGCAGGUCAUGAACGGCACGACGGUGUGUGUGUCGCCCAAGUUCAGCGUCUCGCGCUUCUGGGACGAGGUGCGCGAGUCGCGGGCCACGUACUUUGUCUACGUGGGCGAGACGCUGCGCUACCUGCUGGCGGCGCCCGAGUCGCCGCGCGACAGGGAGCACAGCGUGCACACCAUAUACGGCAACGGCCUGCGGCCCGACGUGUGGAAGCGGUUCCGCGACCGGUUCGGCAUCGAGUGCAUCUUUGAGUUCUUCAACAGCACCGAGGGCAUGUUCCCGCUCGACAACCCCUGCCGCGGCGACUUUUUGGCCCACUCGGUCGGCCACCACGGCCUCAUCAACCGCUGGAGGUACCACAACGCCUACGUGCCCGUCGCCAUCGACACCGAGACGGGCGAGAUCGCGAGGCACCCCAAGACUGGGUUCGCGUACCGCGUGCCCUACGAGGAUGGCGGCGAGAUCCUCAUCCGGGUUCCGGGGGAGAGGACGUUUGCCGGCUACUUCAACAACCCCGAGGCGACCGAGAAGAAGUACGUCCGGGAUGUGUUUGCGAAGGGAGACUGCUUUUUCCGCACUGGGGAUGCGCUGCGGCGUGACCCGGACGGGAGAUGGUACUUUAUGGACCGCCUUGGCGACACCUUCCGCUGGAAGGGCGAAAACGUGUCGACGGCCGAGGUGGGCGAAGUGCUGGGCAAGUUCCCUGGCAUCGUCGAGGCCAACGUGUACGGCGUGCAGCUCCCCGGGCACGACGGCCGGGCCGGGGCGGCGGCCGUCUACGUGGAGCCGGCCAAGCGGGCGUCGUUCGACUACGCCGGCCUCCUGGCGCACGCGCGGCAGCACCUGCCAAAGUACGCAGUGCCCAUCUUCCUGCGCCACAUCGCCGUCAUCUCGGCGUCGCACAACAACAAGCAGAACAAGAUGCCGCUCAAGCAAGAGGGCGUCGACCCGGACAAGGUCAAGGCUGGCGACGAGAUCUGGUGGAUCGAGGGCCUGGGCAAGGGCCAGACCUACGUGCCCUUUACCCGGGACGACUGGAGCUCGCUGAACUCUGGCAAGGCAAAGCUCUGAGCUGGCCGUGUGCGUUUUUGCCCGUCUCGGGCGUUGGGGAGUACGUCGGUGUGCUGAAUGGUUGCAGUUUGUACGCAACGAGAUAUGGGGGAGCUCGCUACAAAGCCGUUUCCAAGUGUAUGAAUUGCGGCAUACUUCUUCAGAUCCAGAAACAUAGAAUACAUGUAUCCUUGGCCGAUAAAUAUCAAUUAAAUCCAGUAGCAUCCAGCGUCGACAUUUAUG